AAUAAAAUAAAAUAAAAAAGAUAAAACAAAGGAGAAGAGUAGGGGACCCACUUCCCUUUCACAAUGGUCUUGUGAAAAAAUUUCCCUUCCACAAUGUACAUAUUUGAGCAGUUCAUAGUUGCUUAUGGUGCGACCAAGUAGUACAGGAGGUUAAAACAGCCCACACACAUUUAAACCAAAAAACCUAAAUACCAAUCCAACCCAAACACCUCCGCCACCCCCACCGGCUUGGUGUUUAUGUAGUCUGAAGACUCUUUAGAGGGCCAAAACACACAGACAGAGAAGUAUACACAUACAUGGGGAUGUGCAUCCAAAUGAGCUCCUUCCUCACACGGUAAUCUCAUCUCCUUUCUCUAUAAUAGUUAGAAACAGUAGUGGCAAAUUCACAAGAUCAUAGAUGAAGCAUUCAUAAUACCUCUAUCCGGAACCGGAAAUACGAACCCUUAUUAGGGUUUUACGUUCAUCAUUUCUGGUGGGUCCAUUCUAGGGUUUCAUUUUCAUUCGAUUGAAACAGUAGGUUGGUGCCUCACAUUUUGAUCUACGUCUGCUUCAAUUCUGUUGAUUACUGGGUUAUUCAAUUUUCGUCAUGUGUAUUGAAGAUUUUUUGUUAUUUUGGUCAAAAACGUUGAUUUAGUCGGUGGGUAUGUUUCUUUUUGAGACAAGUACCAGAACAUGCUAUCUCUGCGCCUAAUUCGCAGAUUUGGUACCGCAACCCAGGUCGCCUCAGCCAUUGUAUCUGCUGAUAACAGCAUUGCUAGCACUGCCACUGCCACUACCACUACCUCUGGUGUUAUUCCGAAUCGCAUUCAAAAACCCACUACUUUAGAGGAACCUGCACUUAUUAAGCUAAAGGCUGAGAGAGACCCCGAAAAGCUGUUUCAGCUGUUCAAGGCUAAUGCCCACAAUAGGCUUGUCAUUGAAAACCGGUUUGCAUUUGAGGACACUGUUUCUCGAUUAGCUGGGGCACGUAGAUUUGAUUACAUAGAGAACCUACUAGAGCACCAAAAGACACUUCCGCAGGGUCGGCGUGAAGGCUUCAUUAUUCGGAUUAUAAUGUUGUAUGGGAAGGCUGGAAUGACUAAACAUGCUAUCGAUACUUUCUGUGAUAUGCACUUAAAUGGUUGCCGCAGGACCGUUAAAUCAUUUAAUGCUGCACUGAAGGUAUUGACACAAACCCGUGAUUUAGAAGAAAUUGAAUUGUUUAUCAGGGAGGUUCCAUCUAAGUUCGACAUUGAAUUAGAUAUAUUUUCAGUUAAUAUCCUUAUCAAGGCAUUUUGUGAAAUGGAUAUACUCGAUAAAGCUUAUUUGGUAAUGGUAGAGAUGGAGAAGGUGGGAAUAAAACCAGAUGUUUUUACGUAUACAACACUAAUAUCGGCAUUUUAUAAGAAAAAUCGAUGUGAGAUUGGUAAUGGAUUGUGGAACCUUAUGCUGCUUAGGGGCUGUUCACCCAACCUUGCAACCUUCAAUGCUAGGAUACAGUUCUUAGCGAACAAGGGAAGAGCAUGGCAUGCUAAUAGUUUAAUGCAAAUGAUGAAGAAUAAGCGUAUAACUCCUGACGAGGUUACAUAUAAUUUGGUGAUCAAAGCCUUUUGCCGCGGUGGUUUUCUUGAAAUGGCCCAAUGGGUUUAUUCAUCUUUACAUGAUAAAGGUUACAAGCCCAACAUCAAGAUUUAUCAGACCAUGAUUCAUUAUCUCUGUAAAGGAGGUGAGUUUGGUAUUGCAUAUACAAUGUGUAAAGACAGCAUGAAAAAAAAUUGGUUUACGAAUGUAGAUACUAUCCAUACGCUACUUGAAGGCUUGCAGAAGAAUGGGAAGCUUGCAGAGGCUAGGUUUAUAAUGACUUUGGCACGAAAAAGAAAACCUCCUUUUUCUGCAGAUCAAUUGGGUGCCUUGCAAUCCAUAUUGUCGGGGAAGUGAAAUAGAAUGCUAGAUCAAAAAGCAAGUGAAAUAGAAUGCUGGGUUGAAAAGCAAGGAUAGUGAAUUACUAACGUGGCAACUCAACGCGAGCUGCUAUUCUUUUUACUCAAAGCAUGUCCUCUUCUGCUCAGUAAAUUUGUUGUACUGUCUCAAUAAAGAUCCAGAUCAAAAGAAAGUUCUAAAUGGAUAGUACUCACCAAUGUUCUUAUUGGUGGAGCAGAACGGAAUGGUCAAUGGAAAGAAAGCAAAUUCUCUCUUGCUAAAUGUUAAUCAAUUGUUUUUGUGGUUGGACCAAUAUUUGUUGCGGACAAAGGAAUACCUUCAUACUCUUGCUAAACCAGGGUGCUGUUCAAUCUGGAUAAGAUGGGGCAUAUGAGUAAUAGCUCAGAUUUUCCUAUAACCCGAAGCUGGAAGAUGGCAUUUGUUUUGGGUUGCUGCUGAUGUUUUGUCAACUGCAAUUCACAAGGUAUGGUGACGGUAAUCAAUUUUACAUCUGAUUGAGGGACUGCAGCCUGAAGUAAUGCUAGAACUCCUGUGAAGUCGAAAACUUUUAGUGGAAAUGCAUUUGUUUUGGAAGCGUCAGCAUUGCAUGAGCUCUUCUCAAGUUUAGUACUUUGUACAAGAUUCUUCCAGAGUGAGGGACGGAAUCUGUUUACACAACAAAAUUUUGAAAUUCGCGGUAUUGAUUUGCUUGUUUAGAGAAAAACUGCUCCAGUUUUAAUCUCUCUUGAGCGUGUAUAAGAGACACCCUUGCCUUCAAGUGCAACUUUUUACCUUAACAGUGAUUUUACAUUGAUUGUAGAUUUUCCA
This is a messenger RNA of Cornus florida, 2727 nucleotides long. RefSeq names its product pentatricopeptide repeat-containing protein At1g80150, mitochondrial. The transcript has 4 exons. The record is from RefSeq and is a predicted model, not a curated record. Gene Ontology annotation, molecular function: protein binding. NCBI's taxonomy places the organism in Eukaryota, Viridiplantae, Streptophyta, Magnoliopsida, Cornales, Cornaceae. Bases 673 to 1917 code for a protein of 414 amino acids.